This is a messenger RNA of Zootoca vivipara (common lizard), 929 nucleotides long. The record is from RefSeq and is a predicted model, not a curated record. NCBI's taxonomy places the organism in Eukaryota, Metazoa, Chordata, Lepidosauria, Squamata, Lacertidae.
GUGACUGUUAAUGCUAAACAUUCGGAAAUGGAAAAUUUCUGUGGUGCCCCCUUCCCUUGUUGCACAAAGCACAUGCUUAUUUGACUUAAUGGUUCAUCAAAGCCCUGCGAGACAUCAAGGCUCCCAUAAGAGAAACAGGUUUCCUCUCAGAUAAGGUAGCAACUUGAGGCGCUUCAGGCAGGACGGCAGGGAGUGGGUGUGUUCAGCAGUUGAAAAGGAACAUGUGACUGUGAAUGUGGUUGUGGGUUGUUAGCUCCAACUGCACUUGCUUCUUUUUAAUUCCUCCAGCAGGUCUGAUGUCUUGCGAAGUCUGCAUUGCAGGCGGGGAGACCUGCCGUGGGAAGAUGCAACCUUGCUUUCUGGGGGGAGACACUUGCGCCAGCAUUUUAGGGGAGACCACCCUGGGCAUAGUGGCAUUUGCAGGUGCCUUGAAGUCCUGCACUGGGCACAGAGCUUGCAUCUGGACCAUGAGCGUUGGGCCUGGGAUCAGAUUUUCCUUCCUCUCAGUACCCCCAGUUAAUACUACAAGGAACGGCUUCACCUGCCCAGCUUGCUAUGCGAAAGAUUCGCAUUCGUGUGAAGCUGAAGGGUCCAUGGAUUGUACUGGAGCAGAGGACCAUUGCGUUCACAUUACAGGCAUUCUGGAAUCAUUAGAUGAUGCUGUGAAUGAAAGGCUUGCAGCCAGAGGUUGUGCUUUGCCGAGCAUCUGCGAGCAUAGCAAGGGGAUGGCUGUUUUUGCUGGUGUUUAUACUUACACACUAUCUACAGUCAGGGAAUGCUAUGCAGCCCCUUCUGUGAAGAAUGCUGUUUGUCUUCACCUCCAACAAUCCUGGUUGGAGACCCUUUUCCUCUGCACACUGCUGCUUCCAGUGUCCUCCUUUUGUAUUCCGCCCAAUCUCCCAUCCUGGCUGAUAAAGUGCUUCACUUGA